AUGUGCAGAGCAUUCGAUCCCAAACCAAAUUCAUAUCUGCCAUAUAUUCCCAUUACACACGCCACACUAAAUCCCACCCCUUCUCCGGUAUCCGGCCCCGCCAGCCAGAGGGAGGAACCGCCUUCACGCAUCUUUCCCCCUCCCCCUUCGCCCCUUUUCACCAUGCUCACCAAGUCAAUGUGCAGAGCACUUGAUUCUGAAUCAAGAUCAUUUCUGCCUCUAGAUCAACUCAAAGUUCUCACUCCGCCCUUGGUGAAAGAAGAACUGAAGAGAGCUAUGCCCACACUCACCAAUGCCCUCCUCGACAACUAUACGACAGAGAUCGUCACUGAGCGUGUGACUGACCGGGAACGCCUUCAAUCGGCGCACACGAUGGCACCUCCUUCGCGGCAUUCCUAUCACAACACACGGCUUAUGAAGUCUUUCAUAAUCCUUAUCUUGCUUGACAGAGUUGAGAACUCAAUGCUCCCAAUUGACCACAAACUAUUCUCAAGUGUGAGCACAUCGAGGUCUCGCUCACAUUCAUUAGAAUCACUUAUCAGACGCUGCUUCGACAAAUGGACACCAGAUGAUAUCAAAGCGUUUACGGAAACGCAAUGGAUAGUCCUAUCCCCGAUUAUAGGUCGCGCAAAAGGAGACAUCUCCCUCUACAAUUUUAAUGCUCACACUAUCCUUCCAAUAUUCGAUCAUGAUAGCAUACCCCAAGCGGCGACUAAGACAGGCGGGCAUAGCAUUGUGCGAAGAGUCAAAAUCCACGCAUGGCAUCAUGGUUUUCUAGAGGACCAGGAUGAGCCAUUCUUCGCUCUGAAAAGAUUGCAUUCCCCGAAUAUCAAGGACUUUCGACGUGAGGUUGUUGCUCUUAGACGUUUCGUGAUUUCGCCAAAUUUACAUAUCAUCAAGCUUCUAGCUGCGUUUCGGCAUGAUACAUCCUUCUACUUGCUCUUCCCUUGGGCUGAUGGCGGCAACUUACGCUCAUUUUGGAAAGAUAAUCCCAACCCAGCCAUCAAAAGCUCCUUUCUGGUAUGGAUUGUCGAACAAUGUCUUGGCAUUUCGGCUGCGCUACAUCAAAUUCAUCAUGGUCACAACAUAGAGGUUAAAGACGCUGGAAACAGCAAUGGCCCAAUGGGGAUCUCUUACUACGGACUCCACGGUGAUAUCAAACCUGCCAACAUCCUCUUAUUCGAGGGCGGCCCCAACAGCGAAAAUCCUAUCUGGGUGCUCAGCGACUUCGGUCUCAGUGGACUACAUCAUAAAACUGAGAAUAAAGUUGGUAAUCGCCCUGCUGGAUUCUCGCCUACCUAUCGAGCCCCCGAACUUGAUAUAAAUGGAACGGUUGACAGCGCUUAUGACAUCUGGUCCCUAGGAUGCGUAUUUCUAGAGAUUUCUGUAUGGUUACUUCGUGGCUGGGAUGGACUUGAAUCUUUCGCUCGGUCUCGAAUUACUGCCGGCAAGCCAGCAAAAAAGGCUGGGUGGAUUGACGAUGAGUUCUUUGAGCUCCUACCCCCUCAGUCCCUAAGCGCACCGAAGGCAAGACUCAAGCCAAGCGUCGAUCAGUGUUUCAAGACGGCUAAAGGGAAUCAAUCAUACAAUCCUUGUGUUGUUGACUUUCUGGAUUUGAUACACGAUGACCUUCUCGAUGCUAAUUGGCAGACGAGGGCCAGCAGCUCAUUUAUUUCCGGGAAGCUCCAGUGUUUACGGAAGAAAUGUCUGGAAGAUCCGGUAUACACGGUGGAUAUUCCACGGCCGCGGAAACCACCGUGGUCGUAUCAAGAACUUGCCAGUACAAAACACAACAACAUAGCUUCACAAUAUCAAGCAGAACCAAUUCGGGUCAAUAUGGCCCAAAUAUCCUUUCAAGACGAGCUGGAAUAUCCAGACAUGAUGUCGAUUCCACCUCAGGGUGGGUAUCUCUGGCCCGAUUUCACCGGGCAACCCUAUCGCACAACUGAUAUGACAGUAUCUCUAGAUACUAUGCCGAACGAUAUGCAUCGGGAUACAUUUCUAUACGAAUCUACACCUAUGUUAAAUCAAAGCCCACUUGAUGGAGCCCAGCUCAGAAGGCCAGGUAGUCGAAGGCGAACGUUAGACGACAUGACAGGUGCUAUCGAAAUGGGAGAUCAGCGAAAGAAAAAGGCACGCAAGAAAAAGGAUUUGCAAACAAAUGACCCCCUUAGCUGUGAACUCCUAGAUAUUACAACCCGGGGCCCAUGUCAAGCAACUCCACCUCGGUGUUUAGGACCAACGAGUACGACAGGAGACAAGCGGUUAUUUGCGUGUCCUUUCCACAAAAGGAAUCCCGCAAGGUUCAACACAAAAGUCUGGAAAUCAUGUAUCGGGCCAGGCUGGACGAUAUCAAGACUCAAAGAGCAUAUAUACCGUAGGCAUUUCUUGCCUUGCUAUAGGUGUGAUCGCUGCUUCGGUGAAUUUCAAAGCAGUUCCGAUCUUCACGCACAUUCCCGUUCAGACCCGCCGUGCCCAAGACAAGACUCUGACGUCGACUUCGAUACGAUUGAUGAGACGCAGAAGGCUCAAAUCAAGAAGAAGCCGCGAGGUGUCUCAGAUGAGCAGAAAUGGGACGAGAUCUACCGAAUCAUCUUCAAGUUAGAUCCCAUCGCCGAGAUUCCAUGGCCAUACUGCGAACCCAUCCCCGGUCGAGCCGAUGCAAUAGCGGAGAAAAGCGACGACCCUAGGCCACUCGCCAAUUUUAAGAUUUACCUUCAUCGCCUAGCAGAUGACGAUAAUGAACAAGAGGACACAUCGACGAUUCAGAAAUGUCUCGAUCUCGUGCAGCGAUAUCAACAAGAACGAGCUAGCAUGCAGUCAGAGUUCACGGCCGAUAUGCCUUCUCUAGUAUUCGAUCAUCCAGACGAUGCUACCAGGACAUCCGAAUCGCAGGAAUUUCCUUCGCUGACAACUAUGGACGACAGCAUCACUGUUCCUAACGCUGACGGAUUGAAUGACCUUUCUUACUGGGACACUUCGUUUGAUGCGCGUUUCGACGAGGAGUUUUCAUCUAGUAAACCGUAUAUUCUCCCAGAUUCUUUGGAUCUGGGAAGCGAUGGCGGGAUGUUACGAGGAUGA
This is a messenger RNA of Annulohypoxylon maeteangense, 3081 nucleotides long. RefSeq lists its product as uncharacterized. Lineage: Eukaryota; Fungi; Ascomycota; Sordariomycetes; Xylariales; Hypoxylaceae. Gene Ontology annotation, biological process: peptidyl-threonine phosphorylation; peptidyl-serine phosphorylation. Bases 1 to 3081 code for a protein of 1026 amino acids. Gene Ontology annotation, molecular function: protein serine/threonine kinase activity; ATP binding. The transcript is spliced from 6 exons. The record is from RefSeq and is a predicted model, not a curated record.